CAGCAAACAGUACCCAAGUCUCAGCUUUAUUUGCCGAGGACGGCGACAAACGGUUACUACAAUGGCGGCGACAGCAGCAGGAGUAGUGCUUACCGGAGGACCUGCAGCAAAUCAAAUGGCCGGUGGCGCUUUGCUUAGCAAGAGGAAAGAUGGCAGUCCGUCGACCAAAUUCUGGGAGAGCUCGGAAACAGUGUUUCAGAUUGAGUCGGUUCGACAGUGGAUUGGAAAACAUUACAAGAAGUAUGUCCAGACCGACUCUCCCACCAGCAAGUCUCUAGCAGGGUUAGUGGUGCAGCUGCUGCAGUUCCAGGAGGAUGCCUUCGGACGCAGGGUCAGCAACCCUGCACUUACAAAGCUGCCCACCAAGUGUUUCCUGGACCUGAAGCCAGGGGGUGGCCUGUGCCACAUUCUGGGCUCAGUGUACAAGUUCAAAAGCGAGCAAGGCUGGCGCAGGUUCGACUUUCAAAACCCAUCCCGGAUGGACAGGAAUGUGGAGAUGUUCAUGACGGUGGAGAAGGCUCUUGUGCAGAACAACUGCUUGACGCGGCCCGUGGUGUUCCUCACUCCAGAUAUAGAACAGAAGCAGGCUGCCAAGUUCAAAGACAUCAUCAAGAGGCACCAGGGUUCCAUUACUGAAGAAAGGGCUAAGGCCACUCACAUUAUCUACCCAUCCCAAGACUCAGAGGAAGAAGAAGAGUGGUUUCGCACCAUCAUGCGCAAGGACAAACAAGUGUUGGUGCACUGGGGGAUGUACCCUGACAGCUAUGACACAUGGGUGUUCGCCAGUGAUGUGGAGGCUGAUGUGGAGGAUCCUCCCAGUCCAGAGAAGCCCUGGAAGGUUCAUGCCAAGUGGGUCCUCGACACAGACUCCUUCAAUGAGUGGAUGAACGAGGAGGAUUAUGAGGUUGAUGACAACAAGAAGACUGUCUUUUUCCGUCAGCGUGUUUUCCCUCGUGAAGAAGAGUCUUCCCGUACACCUGAUCGCAAGGAGCGUAGGGCAGCUGCUGCCGGGAAGAAGAGGAGGCGCUCGCCAUCACCGCCACCAACCACUGCAGAGUCUCGCAAGAAGGGGAGCAAAAAAGGGAGCUCCAUGUCGUAUUACAAGCGCCGAGGUCAACGAGAAGAGGAGGAGCAGGAGGAUGACCUCACCAAGGACAUGGAGGACCCCACGCCUGUGCCCAACAUGGAGGAAGUCAUCCUACCCAAGAAUGUGAACGUGAAGAAGGACAGUGAAAACACCCCAGUCAAAGGUGGCAUCAUGGCUGACUUGGAUGAACAGGAGGAUGAGUCAAUGCUGUCUGGCUGCAAGGAUGAUGAGGAGCCAGGCAAGGAUGUAAACCGCCUGUUGGACUCUGGCGAGGACAAUGUGACAGAGCAGACGCACCACAUCAUUGUCCCCAGCUAUGCCUCCUGGUUUGAUUAUAACUGCAUCCAUGAGAUUGAGCGAAGGGCCCUCCCAGAGUUCUUCAACGGCAAGAACAAGUCCAAAUCUCCAGAGAUAUACCUUGCGUAUCGUAAUUUUAUGAUUGACACCUAUCGGCUCAACCCUCAGGAGUACUUGACCUCCACAUCCUGCCGUAGAAACUUGACUGGCGAUGUGUGUGCUGUCAUGAGAGUUCAUGCUUUCCUGGAGCAGUGGGGACUGGUGAACUACCAGGUAGAUGCUGAGAGUCGGCCCCUUCCCAUGGGCCCACCACCAACACCCCACUUCAACGUGCUUGUGGACACACCUUCGGGCCUGGUGCCUCUCCCCCACCGUCCAUCUCAAGUACCUGCCUCUCAGCAGAUGCUGAGUUUCCCUGAGAAGAGCAAAGAGAAGCCAACAGACUUGCAGAACUUUGGCCUGCGGACUGACAUCUACGCCAAGAAGAAUCCCAAGAGCAAAGGGGCCAGUGCUGGACGCGAGUGGACAGAGCAGGAGACCCUGCUGUUGCUGGAGGCCCUCGAGAUGUAUAAGGACGACUGGAACAAGGUGUCAGAGCAUGUGGGCAGCCGCACACAGGAUGAGUGUAUCCUGCACUUCCUGCGGCUGCCCAUCGAAGACCCCUACCUGGAGAACUCAGAUGCCUCACUUGGCCCACUGGCUUAUCAGCCUGUGCCCUUCAGCCAGUCGGGGAACCCUGUCAUGAGCACCGUGGCCUUCCUGGCCUCUGUGGUGGACCCCCGUGUGGCAGCUGCUGCAGCAAAGGCAGCCCUUGAGGAGUUUUCACGGGUGCGAGAAGAGGUACCCUCGGAGCUGCUGGAGGCACAUGUGAAGAAGGUGCAGGAGGCAGCAUGCAGCACAGGCAAGGUCGACCCUUCCUUUGGCCUGGAGAGUAGUGGCAUUGCUGGCACUGCACCCGAAGAACCCGAGAAAACUGAAGGAGCAGACUUGGAGAAGAUGGAGGCUGACCCCGAGGGCCAGCAGACAGACAAGGCAGAGGAGAAGGAGGAGGCAGACAAGCCUGGUGAGCUCACAGAGCGCUCCUUGGAGAGUGAAACAACAAAGAGCGAGGCACCGGACACAGCAGACAGGCAAGAAACAGAUGUUGAAGGAGGAGAAGACAGCAAAAUGGACAAGGACAAGGAAGAAAGUUCGGAGAACACAGAGGGGCAGAAGGAAUCCGAGGCCGAGGACACCGGGAGGAGAAAUGAGCCAGAGCUGGGGGAGGGUAACAUCGCCACUGCAGCAGCUGCCGCCCUGGCCUCUGCUGCCACCAAGGCUAAGCACCUAGCUGCUGUGGAGGAGCGCAAGAUCAAGUCCCUGGUGGCACUGCUCGUAGAGACACAGAUGAAGAAGCUGGAGAUCAAGCUGAGACACUUUGAGGAGCUGGAGACCAUCAUGGACCGGGAGAAGGAAGCGCUUGAGCAGCAGAGACAGCAACUCCUCACAGAGCGUCAGACUUUCCACAUGGAACAGCUCAAGUAUGCUGAGCUGAAGGCACGUCAACAGAUGGAGCAGCAGCAGGCUGCUGCCCAGAACCCUGGAGGCCUCCAUGGUCCACCUGCUAGCAUGCAUGGACCCCCGCCCCAGGGCUUCAACCCCAUGCAUCACCCCAUGGGCAGCCACCACCCUCCUCAGACAGUAGGGCCGAUGCCAGGACGUAUGAUGCCCGGAGGGCCUCCGACCUCCAACAUGCCACCAGUGAUGGGCACCAGGCACUCGGGUGCCCCAAAUGGCAUGUACCCAGUCCCACCCCCUUCACAGUCCGAUGGGAUAGCCUCCACCCCUGCUGGAGCUCCAGUGGCUGGACCAGUCCGUACGGUGCCUGAGAAUUAAAUCUUGAGCUGCUCUAGAAGGAAGCAGGCAUUUCCCAUGUACACAGACACCCACACACAGUACAAGAUACCUGUAAGCAACUCACACCUACAGGACCCCUCUCGACUUCCGAUUACAGUUGAGGGUGUGUAGGCACUUUGAGUGAAACCAUUCUUUUUACACAGGAUAUAAUAGCAUGUUUGAGGUGUCUUAAGAACUGAUUGUGGUUGUCUUAGUUUGGGAAUUAGCUUGGGUGUACCAGAUCAGAUUUUGGAUGGAAAUUCUCUCCUCACUUGCUCUUUCCUUGGCAGUAGUGCGGUUUCAGUUGACAUCCAGAGGCUGUUUUGAUCACAGAAGCUCCAGGUGUACACAGUAGACCAGGGCGCUGUCUAUGUGUCCAGCUACUAUAGCCUCUACCUCUGUGUCUCUUAGUUUUGUUAGUUGCUCUUCUCAAGCCGUCUUGACCAUCUCCCUUGCUUGCUGCCAUGCCACAGAUUUCAUGCUGCCUUCUUGUAGGUCCUCGUCACUCCAGGUUUCUACCUCUGACCCACUCCUUGGCUGUGCUCUCUGGCAGUCCCUGUUGGUGACGCCAUGUCAGUAUGUGACGGUGCCACAUGCCCCUGGAACCAGGAGGCUGCUAGCUCACCCUCACACCAGGGGGUUGGGAAUCUGUGUUGCUCUUGCCAGGGUGUGUGAUCCAGUGCUUUCAUAGCAGUGAUGCAGAAUGACCAAGAUAAAUGUUCUGCAGUACCAGUACCUAAGGGUGCUCUGUCCUCCUCAUAACCAGUGCCUGGCAAUUUGCAUAAAAUUGGACCAAAUGUCUUACUCUCUUUUUUAUGUCCAUUUAUUUCUUACUCCUCUAGUAUUUGUCUGCCUUAUAGACAAUGCAGUGGAUUUUCUCCCAGUGUAGCAGCAGAUCCUUAGAUGAACUGGAGUAUCCAUGGUAGCCUGCCUCUGCGACUGGAGUAGCUUCUGUCUGGUGUGUGUGUUUGUUUGAGGGGCAUGAGUUUCAAAGUGUGAGCAACAGUGUCCUUUAGAACAUUUUCACCUGUGUGAUUGAGGCCUGAGCUCAUUUUAAACCCAUGAUGGCUCUGGGUUCACCUGCCUUCACUGUCCUGGUUGAGUUGGGAUUAGGAGCAGCGCUGCUGCUGGCAUUCUCCAGCCAUCUUCUCUUUACCUCAGGUCCUCUCCUGCACACAAACUACACCCACCCCGUGCCCAAUCCUUUUCACAACGGACAGAAACCAGACAUAAGACAGAACCUUUUACUGCUUUUUACUUUCAUUCUGUUAUGUUGGUGUUUGUAGUCAAAUGGGUAAUGAGACUCAACCACUGUUGAAUAAACGUUUUGUAUGAACGCAUCUCUGUGUGACUCAUUGGGCCACCUAGUAUGGGACUCUUAUUUUUGUAGCAAUGACAUGACAAGGGUGGUCUCGUUAGUGUCGCAUUUUGCUGCUAUUUCUGUUUGAAGGAGGAGGAGCCAUUCGCACAGCUGUCAUGUCCUUGUAAGAAUAAAAGCCUUCAUUUGCAGGUUUCAUAUACAGGUCAGGUGGUCCCCGAUUUACGAUGGUUCGACUUUAUGAUGGUGAGCUGGUGAUAGACAUUCAGUAGAAACUGUACUUCGAAUUUUGAUUCCCCCCUGGGCAAGCGAAAUGCGAUGCGAUACUCUCUCGCGAAGCUGGGCAUCGGGACCAUUCUGCAUCUCCUAAUCUACCACGUGGUUGUGUUUUGUGCAUCCAUAAUGUCACAGAAACACCCAUCUGUGUCUCCUGCUACUGGU
Scleropages formosus (Asian bonytongue) is the source of this 5018-nucleotide messenger RNA. RefSeq names its product SWI/SNF complex subunit SMARCC1-like. Gene Ontology annotation, biological process: cell projection morphogenesis. Gene Ontology annotation, cellular component: synapse. Bases 62 to 3259 code for a protein of 1065 amino acids. Lineage: Eukaryota; Metazoa; Chordata; Actinopteri; Osteoglossiformes; Osteoglossidae. The transcript has 28 exons. The record is from RefSeq and is a predicted model, not a curated record. Gene Ontology annotation, molecular function: protein binding.